Molecule: messenger RNA, 683 nt
Organism: Asterias rubens (European starfish)
Lineage: Eukaryota; Metazoa; Echinodermata; Asteroidea; Forcipulatida; Asteriidae
Product: echinoidin-like
Exons: 1
Coding region: 177-683 (168 amino acids)
Molecular function (GO): signaling receptor activity
Source: RefSeq, a predicted model, not a curated record
CUAGUGGGGCUGUCUGGUUUCACACACUAUAUUACAAUAUGACAAUACUCCUGGGGAGCCAUAUCUACUGAAACGAGAUAUGUUUUAACUUGCGAUCUUGCUUCGGUCAAGAAUUCAUCCACUCUACAAGUUAUACUUCCCCGAAUCAAGUUGUGAAAAGAGAGGGCUCAUCCACCAUGAACGGCAUCCUGCAAAUGGUUUUUAUCACCUACUUGGCCAUGGGUCUGUCGCCAGCAAUCGAAGCGGGUGCCGUCGUCCAACCCUGCUGCCCGAUGUUCUGGACCCUCCGAGGUAACCGUUGCUACCGCUACAUCGGGAAGUCCAUGACCUGGCACGACGCCCAGAACCACUGCAACGGCCUGGACCACAUGGCAAACCUCGUGUCUCUCGGUACAGAAGGGGAGGCUAAGUUCGUGCACCAUUUCUUCAACGAGAAAAGUGGAGGAUCGUACCCGCACUACUGGAUAGGUCUGCAGGAUGUCACGAAGGAGGGUGAUUACAAAUGGAUUGGUAUCAACCGACCCAUGACGUACAACAACUGGUACCCAAACCAGCCAGAUAACACAGGAGAUUCAGACUGCGUUGAAGUCACAACAAAAUCUGGUUUCUGGAAUGACGACAGAUGCCAGUAUCAAAAACAGCCAUUCAUCUGUGAGAGACCUCGACCUUCACGCCCAAAAUAA